AUGCCCACCCCUUCUUCCCUCUUGCCUCCACCAUCAUCUUUCAACCUGGCCCCGGCCAUUUCCGAGUGAGUCGACCGUAUGGCACAGCCAUUGAAAGGUAUGGCUGAAGCGUUACAAGCCGCCGGCAAAGACACCGCCAGCGUCCGGCGGGACCAAUGCGCGGUCAAAACAAACACGAAGCAGAGAGAGGCGCACGUCACAUCUUGGCAACGCUAA
Molecule: messenger RNA, 216 nt
Organism: Microbotryum saponariae
Lineage: Eukaryota; Fungi; Basidiomycota; Microbotryomycetes; Microbotryales; Microbotryaceae
Source: the annotation of a GenBank genome assembly